Molecule: messenger RNA, 1028 nt
Organism: Clupea harengus (Atlantic herring)
Lineage: Eukaryota; Metazoa; Chordata; Actinopteri; Clupeiformes; Clupeidae
Gene: sft2d2a
Product: SFT2 domain containing 2a
Biological process (GO): vesicle-mediated transport
Cellular component (GO): membrane
Source: RefSeq, a predicted model, not a curated record
UUAGACAACACGGUCAGGCUCUUUCCUUGUAGCUACUUUGGGCAUUCGUCAGGUAAGGAAUAUGACGUCAGAGCCAAGAAGUUUCCCAGGUAGUUCAGAAAGUUCACUGCGAAGCUCGGUAAGAAGCAGGAGAAUUAAAAGCGGUUUUCCACCUGUCUGUCACUUCAAACCCGGUCCUUCUGUCAGAGGUGUCGGGUAUGGACAAACUCAGGGCGGUGUUAGGCGGUCGAGAUGGCCACAAUGACAACAGAAGUAUUAUAGAGACAGCGAAUGAAGCAUCCAGUCUAGGAUGGGGAACACGCGUGAAAGGAUUCAUCGCCUGUAUGGUCAUCGGAGUUGGGUGUACUAUUCUGGGAGUGGGUUGCUUGUUUAUUCCUAAAAUCGGUCUGCUUCUGUUCAUUGUCUUCUACACCUUUGGAAAUGUUUGCUCCCUGUUCAGCACAAUGUUCCUGAUGGGCCCACUGAGACAACUGAAGAGGAUGUGUGAUAAAACCAGAGCCUUCGCCACUGCUGUCAUGCUGACGUGUUUGGUGUUGACCCUGUGUGCAGUCUUAUGGUGGAAAAUCUUUAUUCUUGCUCUGGUGCUUGUCAUUCUGCAGUCCAUAGCGUUUGCCUGGUAUGGCCUGUCUUAUAUUCCAUUCGCAAGGGAUGCAGUACUGAAGUUUCUGUCCAUGAUGUGUCGCAUGUGCAUGAAGCAGUCAGUCGGAGACGUCUCCUGAUUCAACCACAGCACUGAACUUUUAAGCCUGCACUUCCCUUGGUUAGAUAGGCCUACUGUUACAUGUUAUUGCAAGACUGGCCUUUUUGCAGGGCUGCAUUUACAUUUGAAAUGUAGGAAAUCACAAGUCAUGUUGUUUACAUGUCUGUGUAAUAUGUUUGAAUUGUACAUUUUAUUGUUCUUUUGCACAGUUUUCAUUUUAAUACACUGACAGACCUUCUUGGCCUUAGGGAAAUCUAGCGGUAUAUUGUGUUUAACAUUUUAAAUGUAUAAAACUAUUUUAUUAUUAAACAUGGGUACACUUAUUGUA